AUGAAUCAUUGCAAUCUAUGGUUCAUUACAGCCCUGGUAACUUUUGUCACUUUCGUCGCUUCUACUGGGCGACAGAACGCCGUCUACUUUCCCAACUGGAGUAUCUACAGUCGCGAUUUCCAUCCUCAAAUGCUACCAAUUUCCGCAAUAACGCACAUUCUGUACGCUUUUGUUAAUAUUAAACCUUCAGGAGAAGUAUUCUCCGCCGACACAUAUGCAGAUCUGGAGAAGCAUUACUCAACUGAUUUCCUAGAACUGACUGGGAGAUUAGCCUGGGCAGACACAGGCAUCAACGUCUACGGAUGCGUAAAGCAACUGUUUAUCUUGAAAAAGACAAAUCGCAAGCUCAGGGUCAUGUUAAGCAUUGGAGGUGCAACUUGGUCAACCCAGUUUGCCACUGUUGCUAGUAAAUCACAGAGCCGCGAGCUCUUCGCCGAAACUUCUGUGAUGUUGAUGAAAGACUGGGGUUUUGACGGCAUUGAUAUCGACUGGGAAUUUCCCCGAGACAAGGUGGAAGCUGCGAGUUUUCUUCUCUUGCUCCAAGCCGUGCGACGUCGCCUUGACGCCUACGCUGCAGAGCAUGCCCCCUCCUACCAUUUUCAACUCAGCAUUGCGUCAUCCGCCGGAAGUGAGAAAUACAAGAGGCUUGACCUCAGAG
Colletotrichum abscissum is the source of this 658-nucleotide messenger RNA. Its product is annotated as endochitinase. Gene Ontology annotation, biological process: chitin catabolic process; carbohydrate metabolic process. The record is from RefSeq and is a predicted model, not a curated record. Gene Ontology annotation, molecular function: chitin binding; chitinase activity. Lineage: Eukaryota; Fungi; Ascomycota; Sordariomycetes; Glomerellales; Glomerellaceae. The annotation marks the transcript as partial. Gene Ontology annotation, cellular component: extracellular region. The transcript is spliced from 4 exons.